Suillus subaureus is the source of this 225-nucleotide messenger RNA. RefSeq lists its product as uncharacterized. The annotation marks the transcript as partial. The record is from RefSeq and is a predicted model, not a curated record. The transcript has a single exon. NCBI's taxonomy places the organism in Eukaryota, Fungi, Basidiomycota, Agaricomycetes, Boletales, Suillaceae.
UGCCCUCACUGUCCACAAACUGAAGAAACCAUCUAUCACUACUUAUUUGUGUGCCUGCAAUAUCAGCCAGAGCGCCAUGUGCUAGCCCAGGCAUUGGGAUGGAAGGCCACUUCCCUAUCACAUCUAUUGCCCAACCCUGCUGCCAUCCCCCAUCUAGUUCACUAUAUCAACAAGACCCAUCACUUGAAGUCCAUACUAGGUAAAAUUCUGAUGCCUACCACAUGA